Molecule: messenger RNA, 1143 nt
Organism: Sorghum bicolor (sorghum)
Lineage: Eukaryota; Viridiplantae; Streptophyta; Magnoliopsida; Poales; Poaceae
Product: ubiquitin-conjugating enzyme E2 4
Exons: 6
Coding region: 418-969 (183 amino acids)
Biological process (GO): protein polyubiquitination; ubiquitin-dependent protein catabolic process
Cellular component (GO): nucleus
Molecular function (GO): ubiquitin conjugating enzyme activity
Source: RefSeq, a predicted model, not a curated record
CGCGAUUGGAUCACCGGGGGAGGAGGGAGGCGUGUUUAGGGGGGCGACCGAGAUUAGCCGCCGUGCUCUCUGCGUCCGCCGGCAGCGUUUUGCGUGAUUGAUUGUGAUUGCGUCCCUAAUCCUCAUUUAUCUUUUGCUUCCUUCGCUUUGUCCCUUUCCUCCUCCUCAUCAUCCCCUGUGCUUGUCUCGCACGCUCUCUCGCCUUCCACAACCCCCCAUCUCAUCUCGUCUCGGCUCGGCGCGGCGGCUGCAAUAAAAUAAAAUCGUGCAGGGGGGAGAGGACGUACGACGACGCGGACGCACCGUCAAAGGCUACAGGCUGCGCAAUCCCUUUCUCCCUCUUAUCCCCAAGGCCGCAAGGCGAGGAGAGGAGGCCCUUCUGCUGCUGCUGCUGUUCUUGUUUCCCCGCUUUCCAAGAUGUCGUCCCCGAGCAAGCGCCGUGAGAUGGACCUCAUGAAGCUGAUGAUGAGCGACUACAAGGUGGAGAUGGUGAACGACGGGAUGCAGGAAUUCUUCGUAGAAUUUAAGGGGCCGACCGAAAGUAUCUACCAAGGUGGUGUCUGGAAGGUUAGGGUAGAACUGCCUGAUGCAUAUCCUUACAAAUCCCCCUCCAUUGGCUUCAUCAACAAGAUUUAUCACCCGAAUGUCGAUGAGAUGUCUGGCUCUGUCUGUUUGGAUGUCAUCAACCAGACAUGGAGCCCAAUGUUUGAUCUAGUAAAUGUUUUUGAAGUAUUCCUUCCACAGCUUUUACUGUAUCCGAAUCCUUCUGAUCCAUUAAAUGGGGAGGCUGCAGCACUGAUGAUGCGUGAUCGUCCUGCUUAUGAACAGAAAGUGAAAGAGUAUUGUGAAAAGUAUGCCAAACCAGAGGACGCUGGCAUCACUCCGGAAGACAAAUCCAGCGACGAAGAGCUUAGUGAGGAGGAAGAUGACUCCGGGGAUGAAGCUAUACUUGGCAAUCCUGAUCCUUAGUUUAAGUUGGAAACAGUGCAGUCAGCUCAUCAAUACAAUGCUCAUUGCAGAAAUUGCAACUAAACAAAAACUGAAAAACUAAAAAAAACUCUCGAUGUCAUGUAAAUAAGUGUACCUUGUAUGUUAUCCAAUGUUGUUCCUUCAUUCGGUUGAUUGAAUUUCUCACUCCCACCA